CCUGCUAAUAAUACUUAUUAACAAGCAGUGCUGACUUUAGGCCAAGCAUUUUCUCCAACUUUACGGUGAAAUCUUGCGACGAUACCGUGAGCUGGGCGCUAUUCUAUUCUUCAGAGGUGGGAACCGCAGAGAUAGAGUAAUCUGUUGAGACAGCUGCGGCUCGGGGAGUCAGUCUGGUUUUAGGGUCAGGUGCCCUUCACACUGUGCCCUGCUGCCUCCUAUUUUUGUUAAUGAGCUACGCAGCUUGUAGAUUCAUAGGAAAUGGUGGUUUUGUUAUUUCCAAGGGCUGCUUCAGAUCUAACAAUAGAUAACUCAAAACCAGUGUGGUGGCCCCCUAGAGCUUCACUUUUAGCGCUUGACAGAUUUAGAAGUCUGGGGAGUUGGAGUAGUGUCAGGGAAUCUGGAGAGUGGAAGUGGUAUAAGGACCCUUAGAAGAUCUUCAAAGACCCCAGGCUCCAGUGGUUUGUGGAGGCUCCACAUGACUCCAAACCAUAUACUGAAUAUGGUUUGGGGCCCAUUUGCUGCCCAUUCAUAGAGUGAUCCACGUACGCAUCCCAUGAUUCUGGCUGCUGACAAAACACUUCAUUUUUAAAAUAUGUUGUUGUUACUUUUUUUCCAUAAAGCACCUUUUAAUGUUGGUCUCUACCACCAUAGCUAAAUUCUGCUGUGAUAAGGGAAUGGAGACUGUGCUGGUCUGUGCAGUAAGCAUUUAGCACUGGCCUGUAUUGGUGAUACUGAGAUACAGAAAAGAUAGUUCCUGUUCUCUGGUAGCUUGCCAGUACUGCAGGAGACAGAAAACAGGAAUGUAACAUAAGAAAAACUAGGGCAGAAGCAGGUGGGAUGGGGGAGGGGGACACAGAAAAGGAAGGUUUGUUAAGAAAAGCUUUAUUUAGGAAGUCAAAGGGGACUUGGAAAGAAGGGUAAUAGAGAAAUGGAGAAGGCUGGUUCAAGCAAGGGUGGGGUGAACAAGAACAAGAAUGUGGGGUGGGGGCAGGAAGGAGAUGAACAUAAUUGUGUGUUAUCUACCAGGCUUGUUCCUGGUGACUUAAACAUAGUAAUCCAUUUGCUUCUCCAGAUGGCCCGUGAGGUAAGUUAUAGUCCCUCCAUUUUGUAGAUUCGAAGACAAGCUCAGAGGAGUUAAAUGACUUAGCUAUGAUGCGACGUGCUGUGUUUUGACAUCAGAUACUCAGUUUCACCUGACUUCUCUAUGUUGUCAUCCCGUGUACGCCUGGCCUCCACGACAGUCCGAUUUGUUCAUUCCCUGAUCUGCAGUUCUUCCCGUUCCUUCAUGGAUUUGAAGGCCCUCCUUUCUUCCUUGAAUGACUUUGCAUCCCUCUCAUUUGCUGAAAGUUGGGACAAUGUUGGAUUACUGGUGGAACCAAGCCCACCACAUACGGUGAGCACACUCUUCCUCACCAAUGACUUGACAGAGGAAGUGAUGGAGGAGGCACUGCAGAAGAAGGCCGAUCUCAUUCUCUCCUACCAUCCGCCCAUUUUCCGACCCAUGAAGCGAAUCACCUGGAAAAACUGGAAGGAACGCCUGGUGAUCCGGGCACUCGAGAACCGAGUCGGGAUCUACUCUCCUCACACAGCCUAUGAUGCUGCCCCCCAGGGAGUCAACUACUGGUUGGCUAAAGGGCUUGGAGUUUGCACCUCCAGACCCAUCCAUCCUUCCAAAGCUCCUGACUACCCUACGGAGGGAACACACAAAGUAGAAUUCAGUGUUACGAACGACGAGGACCUGGACAAAGUCAUUUCUGCAGUGAAAGGAAUUCCAGGUGUUUCUGUCACUUCUUUUCCUGCUAGGACCAAUGAUGAGGAACAAACACAGCUCAGUCUGAAUUGUACUCAGCAGGCUUUGAUGCAGGUGGUGGCUUUUCUUUCCCAGAACAGACAACUUUAUCAGAAGACUGAAAUUCUGUCACUGGAGAAGCCUCUGCUUCUGCAUACUGGAAUGGGACGGUUAUGCACACUGGAUGAAUCAGUCUCCUUGGAAACCAUGAUCGAGCGCAUCAAAAAGCACCUAAAACUGUCUCAUGUUCGCCUUGCUCUUGGAGUAGGGAAGACCCGAGAGUCUCCUGUCAAAGUCGUGGCCCUGUGUGCUGGCUCUGGGAGCAGCGUCCUGCAAGGCACAGAGGCUGACCUUUACCUCACAGGUGAGAUGUCCCAUCACGAUGUUUUGGAUGCUGCUUCUCAAGGAAUAAAUGUCAUCCUCUGUGAACAUAGCAACACCGAACGAGGCUUUCUUUCUGAUCUUCGAGAUAUGCUGGCUGCUCACCUGGAGAAUAAGAUUAAUAUUAUCCUGUCAGAAACAGACAGGGACCCUCUUCAUGUGGUGUAAUGCAUGUAGGAACAACAGGAUGACACAGCCUACCAAUCAUUUGGCUCCCAACUUGAAUGUAUAACAUGACUCAGUGGGGUUGGUAUCCUUCUGGAAAAAUGUCUUAGAAGGUGUAUUACCAUUUCUGGUUUCUUAAUCUGCUUCACCAAAUGUUCUACAGCUCGUAAGGUAAAAACUAUAAUGUAACUCCCAUUAAAGAACAAGUACUCAUUAUAAAGAACAAAUUAAAGAAUUUUUUUUUUAUGAUUCAA
Messenger RNA from Phacochoerus africanus (Common warthog), 2592 nucleotides. RefSeq names its product NGG1 interacting factor 3 like 1 (gene NIF3L1). Lineage: Eukaryota; Metazoa; Chordata; Mammalia; Artiodactyla; Suidae. The transcript is spliced from 7 exons. Bases 1208 to 2341 code for a protein of 377 amino acids. The record is from RefSeq and is a predicted model, not a curated record. Gene Ontology annotation, cellular component: cytoplasm; mitochondrion.